Rattus rattus (black rat) is the source of this 2926-nucleotide messenger RNA. It is a transcript of the gene Ptgr2, whose product is annotated as prostaglandin reductase 2. The transcript is spliced from 9 exons. The coding region runs from base 1 to 1143 and encodes 380 amino acids. The record is from RefSeq and is a predicted model, not a curated record. Gene Ontology annotation, biological process: prostaglandin metabolic process. NCBI's taxonomy places the organism in Eukaryota, Metazoa, Chordata, Mammalia, Rodentia, Muridae. Gene Ontology annotation, molecular function: 15-oxoprostaglandin 13-reductase [NAD(P)+] activity.
AUGGUGCUAGAGAAGAAGCGAGAAGUUCUGCAUCUCAUUCCAAAGGCAAAAAGAAGAGUGGCUUCCAACUGUCUGGAACAAAAAAAGCAACUUUUUAAUUUCAUCACUUUGCCUGUAAAUUUAGGGAAAAAUGGAAACCCAGUUGCAGAGAAUUUCAGGGUGGAAGAAGUCAGUUUACCAGAUACUAUCAAUGAAGGACAAGUUCGAGUGAGAACUCUCUAUCUCUCCGUGGAUCCUUACAUGCGCUGUAAGAUGAACGAAGAGACUGGCGCUGACUAUUUGGCCCCGUGGCAGCUGGCACAGGUAGCUGACGGUGGAGGACUUGGAGUUAUAGAAGAGAGCAAGCACCAGAAGUUGGCCAAAGGCGAUUUUGUGACUUCUUUUUACUGGCCCUGGCAAACUAAGGCAAUUCUAGAUGGGAAUGGCCUUGAGAAGGUAGACCCACAACUUGUGGAUGGACACCUUUCGUAUUUCCUUGGAGCUAUAGGUAUGCCCGGCUUGACUUCCUUGAUUGGGGUACAGGAAAAAGGUCAUGUAUCUGCUGGAUCUAAUCAGACCAUGGUUGUCAGCGGGGCAGCAGGCGCCUGUGGAUCUUUGGCUGGGCAGAUUGGCCACCUGCUUGGUUGUUCCAGAGUGGUGGGAAUUUGUGGAACGCAUGAGAAAUGUCUCUUUUUGACCUCAGAGCUGGGGUUUGAUGCUGCAGUCAAUUACAAAACAGGGAAUGUUGCAGAACAGCUUCGAGAAGCGUGCCCGGACGGAGUGGAUGUUUACUUUGACAAUGUUGGAGGUGACAUCAGCAAUGCGGUGAUAAGUCAGAUGAAUCAGAACAGCCACAUCAUUCUGUGUGGUCAGAUUUCUCAGUACAAUAAAGAUGUGCCCUAUCCUCCUCCGCUGCCCCCUGCUGUAGAAGCAAUCCAGAAGGAAAGAAACAUCACAAGAGAGAGAUUUAUGGUAUUAAAUUAUAAGGAUAGAUUUGAGCCUGGAAUUCUACAGCUGAGUCAGUGGUUUAAAGAAGGAAAGCUAAAGAUCAAGGAGACUGUGGCAAACGGCUUGGAAAACAUGGGAGUUGCGUUCCAAUCCAUGAUGACAGGAGGCAACAUAGGGAAGCAGAUCGUCCGCAUUUCAGAAGAUUCUUCUCCGUAGUCUUGGUGUGUCUCCAUCAAGGAGACCCUCCAUUCUCCACUUCCCACAAAGAUUGUUAAGACAUGUUUAAAAAUAAUCUUAUAGUACAGUUAGUUCUCCAUUCCUGUGUGAUAUUUUCUUUGUUGUAUAACCACUUUAUCUUCAAUAUCACAUUCAUUAUACAUUUAAUAUGUGAUUGUUAACCAUAAUCAGGGGUUCUGUGGGUCAUGACCCCUCUGGAGGGGUCACAUAUCAGAUCUCCUGCACAACAGAUAUUUACGUUAAUAUUCAUAACAGCAAAAUUACAGUUAUAAGGAAGCAACCAAAUAAUUUUAUGAUUGUGGGUCACCACAACAGGAGAAAUUGUAUUAGAGGGUUGCAGUAUUAGAAAUAUUGAUGCCACAAUAGAUUGAAAUUAUCUCCGCAGGUCUCCCACUGCCGAGACUGCUAGGAUGCCAGACUGGUGUCACUUGUCACUUGGAUAACUUUGCUUAUAAAACUAAUAUUACAUAUAUUUGUAUCAAGUAUUUAAAAGUCCCUGGGUGGUUUUUAAACCCCAGGUUUUCUAACCCCAACUGUUAAUGGAAUAUAUAUUUUUAAAUUACUUUUAGAAGUGAGUAAACAUUCUACUCUAAUUCUAAGGUGAGAAGCGGUUAACAUUUGUUGAACUGGGAACAUUUUUUAACAUUUUUUAACAUUCUUCAGACACACCGGAAGAGGGCAUCAGACCCCAUUACAGAUGGUUGUGAGCCACCACGUGGUUGCUGGGAAUUGAACUCAGGACCUCUGGAAGAGCAGUCAGUGCUCCUAACUACUGAGCCAUCUCCAGCCCCCAUUUUUACCAUUCUUAAACUGAGGGCAUUAGAAUUGAGAUAGCCUUUCCCUAUUUUUAAUGAGAGACUUUAGAACUCUCUAUUUUACACACCCAAAUGUCUGUGCACCACGUGCAUGCCUGGUGCCUGCAUGGGGCUCUAGUGCCUGCAGUGGGGCUUUGGGUCCCCCGGAGCUGGAGAGUUGAACCACUCUGUGGGUGCUGGGCUCUAGAACGCAGGGCCUCAGGUAGAGCAGCCUGCCCAAAGAGAGGCUUCAAUGGCCUAAGUGUAUGGGUUUGGGGCAGCACUGGGGUAUUUACAGAUUGUGGGACAGUUGGUGGAGGGCAGACGUUUUGGAUUAGGACUGGUAUGAGAAGAUAAAUGAGUUGAUGGGAGGCUCCAGGAGCCAGGUUUACAUUGAGAAGUUGAUCUAUGCGUGUUCUGCCAAACAAUUGACUGUAGCAAGCCUAACAGCUUACUACAUCUCAUAAAAGCUUGUGUGUAUUUUAGGAAAAACAGUUUUUAGACAGAAUCUGUUAGGUUGCUUUCUAUGUGAUCCACGCUGGCCUGGAACUCAGUUAUCCUGCCUGCCUGCCUCCAGAGUGCCAAUGUUAAAGGCCUGUAUUACCAUGCUGGUACCUCGGAGAGCUAAUAGACAUAAACUUCACUAAGGAAUCACUGGUUAAAGUGAGUUGAGGAGAGGUCAGGGCACACUGACCUCUAGGAGCCUUGAGGCUAAUCCCUAACUGCACCUCCCCCCAACAAGCACCAAGUAAACAAGCUUCAGAAAAUGGUAGGACUAAGUAAAUUAACUAAUGGUCAUAGACGUGACUAUUCCAGAUAUAUCGAUGUAUCGCAUUCGUUUUAUUAAUUGUAACUCAACCUUUAGAAAAAUAAAACUGGAGCUGUUUUCUGAGUAUGACUUAUGGCCACUUUUUUACAGUCAAUGUAUUUUAGAGGCAAAACUUGUAAUAAAUUUAUUCAAAGUGUAA